AUGAGUGGCCUUCGAUUUCUCGAUCUCAUCAAACCCUUCUCGCCGUUCCUCCCUGAGGUUCAGCAACCCGAGACAAAGGUCCCAUUCAACCAAAAAUUGAUGUGGACGGGUUUGACGUUAUUGAUAUUCUUGGUUAUGAGCCAAAUGCCAUUGUAUGGUAUCGUGUCCUCAGAUACCUCCGAUCCUCUAUACUGGUUGAGAAUGAUGUUGGCAAGUAACAGAGGUACUUUGAUGGAGUUGGGUAUUACGCCAAUUAUCUCCUCAGGAAUGGUUUUCCAGCUUCUUGCUGGUACACACUUGAUUGAUGUCAACCUUGACUUGAAGGCUGAUCGCGAGUUGUAUCAAACCGCGCAAAAGCUUUUCGCUAUUAUUUUGUCAAUGGGUCAAGCUACUGUUUAUGUCUUCACUGGAUUGUACGGUCAACCAUCCGAUCUUGGUGCUGGUGUUGUCUGCCUUCUCAUCCUUCAAUUGGUUGUUGCUGGUUUGAUUGUCAUUCUUCUUGAUGAGCUCCUCCAAAAGGGAUAUGGUCUUGGAAGUGGUAUCUCCCUCUUCAUUGCUACCAACAUCUGCGAGUCUAUCAUCUGGAAAGCAUUUUCUCCAACUACCAUCAACACUGGUCGUGGCCCAGAGUUCGAGGGUGCCGUCAUUGCGCUCUUCCACUUGCUUUUGACAUGGCCAAACAAGCAACGUGCUCUUCAAGAGGCUUUCUAUAGACAAAGUCUUCCAAACAUCAUGAACCUUUUGGCUACAAUUGUCGUCUUCGCAGCGGUUAUCUACCUCCAAGGUUUCCGUGUUGAGAUUCCAGUCAAAUCUUCUCGUCAACGUGGAGCUCGUGGAUCUUACCCAGUUCGUCUCUUCUACACUUCCAACAUGCCAAUUAUGCUCCAAUCCGCUCUCUCCUCCAACAUCUUCCUCAUUUCUCAGAUGUUGUACUCCCGCUUCUCCGAGAACUUGCUUGUCCAACUUUUCGGUGUUUGGGAGCCAAAGGAGGGUUCCGCACAACUUUUCGCUACCUCCGGUAUCGCAUACUACAUGUCCCCACCUUUGAACUUCACCGAUGCUCUUCUCGACCCAAUCCACACUGCUGUCUACAUUACUUAUAUGCUCGUCGCAUGUGCUAUCUUCUCUAAGACUUGGAUUGAAGUUUCCGGCUCCAGCCCAAGAGAUGUUGCUAAGCAACUUAAGGAUCAAGGUCUCGUCAUGGCUGGUCACAGAGAGCAAAGCAUGUAUAAGGAAUUGAAGCGCAUCAUUCCUACUGCUGCCGCUUUUGGUGGUGCCUGUAUCGGUGCUCUUUCUGUUGGUAGUGACUUGUUGGGAGCUCUUGGAUCUGGAACUGGUAUUUUGUUGGCUGUCACUAUUAUUUACGGAUACUUCGAGAUCGCCGCAAAGGAGGGAGAUAUGGCUGGUAUGAAAGGCAUGAUUAUGGGAUAA
Sclerotinia sclerotiorum 1980 UF-70 is the source of this 1431-nucleotide messenger RNA. RefSeq names its product protein transport protein SEC61 alpha subunit. Gene Ontology annotation, biological process: post-translational protein targeting to membrane, translocation; SRP-dependent cotranslational protein targeting to membrane, translocation. Gene Ontology annotation, cellular component: membrane; Sec61 translocon complex. Gene Ontology annotation, molecular function: transmembrane protein transporter activity; ribosome binding; signal sequence receptor activity. Lineage: Eukaryota; Fungi; Ascomycota; Leotiomycetes; Helotiales; Sclerotiniaceae. The transcript has 3 exons. Bases 1 to 1431 code for a protein of 476 amino acids. The record is from RefSeq and is a predicted model, not a curated record.